AUUUGUCUUAUUUCUUAAUCGAACAGAAACGAUUUUCGCGCAUUCUUUGGUUGAUUAUUUCCCAAACCUGUGAAUACCCAGUUUCGAGAAUGUUCCGUCUCCCAGUCGCGCUGAGAAAUGCCGCUUCCCUUAAAUUAGUCAACGUCGUUGCAAGGAGCUAUGCGAAAGAUGUUCGAUUUGGUUCAGACGUUCGUGCAUUGAUGCUCCAAGGAGUAGAUGUUCUUGCAGACGCCGUGGCAGUAACACUGGGUCCGAAGGGUCGGAAUGUGAUCUUGGAACAAAGCUGGGGAAGCCCGAAGAUCACGAAAGAUGGGGUGACAGUUGCUAAGGGAAUCGAGUUGAAAGAUAAAUUUCAGAACAUCGGUGCGAAGCUCGUGCAGGAUGUGGCGAAUAAUACGAAUGAAGAAGCAGGUGACGGCACAACAACUGCCACCGUUCUUGCUCGUGCCAUCGCGAAAGAGGGAUUCGAGAAAAUCUCGAAAGGGGCGAAUCCCGUCGAAAUUCGUAGAGGAGUCAUUCUUGCCGUUGACGCUGCCGUGAAUCAUUUGAAAAGCCUCUCGAAGCCUGUCAAAAAUUCUGAAGAAGUAGCCCAAGUGGCCACUAUCUCGGCGAACGGAGAUUCACAAAUCGGCUCGCUCAUUUCAGAGGCGAUGAAGAAGGUUGGACAGGAAGGCGUCAUAACCGUGAAAGAUGGCAAGACUUUGCAGGAUGAGUUGGAAGUUAUCGAAGGCAUGAAAUUCGAUCGAGGCUACAUCUCUCCAUACUUCAUCAAUACGACCAAAGGAGCUAAAGUUGAAUUUCAAGAUUGCUUAGUUCUCAUCAGUGAGAAAAAGAUUUCAUCCAUUCAAUCAAUCAUCCCUGCUUUGGAACUUUCAAACACGCAGCGUAAACCUUUGCUCAUCAUCGCGGAAGACGUUGACGGAGAAGCGUUGUCCACCUUGGUAGUCAACAGGCUGAAGAUCGGAUUGCAAGUUGUCGCAGUCAAGGCUCCUGGUUUCGGUGAUAACAGGAAAAACACGCUUCACGAUAUUGCGGCUGCUACCGGUGGAAUGGUGUUCGGAGAUGAAGGUGCCGACGUUAAAAUAGAAGAUGUUCAAAUUCACGAUCUCGGGAAAGUCGGAGAAGUUCUUGUAACGAAAGACGACACCUUACUCCUUAAAGGGAAGGGGAAGGAAGCCGACAUAGCUGCGCGUGUGACUCGAAUCAAAGAUGAAAUUCAGCUGACGAAUUCUGAGUAUGAGAAGGAGAAAUUACAAGAGCGUCUCGCUCGAUUGGCGUCAGGAGUUGCUGUCCUCAAAGUUGGAGGCUCCAGCGAAGUUGAAGUUAAUGAGAAGAAAGACCGCGUAACUGACGCAUUGAACGCAACUAGGGCAGCAGUUGAGGAAGGCAUUGUACCUGGUGGUGGCACUGCCCUGAUCCGCUGUAUGAAGGCUUUAGAUAACGUGAAGACUGGGAAUGAAGAUCAGAAAAUAGGUGUUGAAAUCGUCCGACGUGCCUUGAGAAUGCCUUGCCACCAAAUUGCCUCAAAUGCCGGAGUAGAUGCUUCAGUUGUUGUGAACAAAGUCAUUGAAGGUGAAAAUGAUUUUGGCUACGACGCUCUCAAUGAUGAAUUUGUCAACAUGAUCGAAAAGGGUAUUGUGGAUCCAACUAAGGUUGUCCGAACUGCCCUGAUCGAUGCAUCUGGUGUUGCUUCCUUGCUCACGACAGCCGAAUGUGUCGUUACAGAAAUUCCGAAAGACGAAAAAGACCCGAUGGGUGGCAUGGGAGGAAUGGGCGGAAUGGGUGGCGAAGGUGUCGUUCGCAUGGCGUCGGUGACGUCUGUUUUCGUUGCAGCCGCCUGCAACAGAACUGUCAAUUCGGCAGCGUGGGGAGGUCCCUUGAUAUGCUACGCCUCGAGCAAGAAGUUGAUUCUUUAUGAUCCAGAUGCGUAUGCAGAUUGUGGUCGCGUAAUCUUGACAGUUACUGGCCACAAAGGUGAUGUGAAUGCGGUUCGUUGGGUCACGCUGUCGGGAACGAAAUCUUGCACUGAUGAACUGUACCUGUUGAGCGCUUCCAAAGAUAAAACAGCGAGACUCUGGGCAGUGAGGAAGCAAGCAGAUGGGGGAUACGUCGUGAACACGGUUGCUGAAAUGAUCGGUCACAAGGACUCCGUGAAUGAUGUAGAUGGAGUCCUUUAUCCCGGAGCGGGAGAGGUUGUUCUGACUACUAUUUCUACGGACAGUACCAUGAUGCUUUGGCAAGGAACCGUAGUGACUGGAAUCCAGUGCAUUCAAGUAAUAGAAUUUAAAGGAAGAGGGUUAGGUCUAACUGCACGCAUUGCGUGCUUCGGAUCUUUCGAUGUUCCUCUUGUCUUUUGCGCGAGAGAUGAUUGCUCAAUAGAAGUAUACGCCCUGGAUCAAUCCAAAUCCUUCGUGAUGGCGGAAAAAUUGUUUGGUCACAAAGACUGGGUGAGAUCAAUUGAUUUCAUCCGCAAAGAUGAAGAAACUGCGUAUCUGGCGUCAGGGUCUCAAGAUACUUCUAUAAGAAUUUGGAAAAUAACCAAGAAUAACCCUUCAGCGAAAGAAACGGGAGAUUCCCUGCAGCUCAAGUUAAUGAAGAUUAAAAAUGCGUACGAAUUACAAGGGGUCGAGUACCUUCUAGAGCUGUCGAUCACCCUGGAUUCGGUGUUGAUGGGGCACGAGGGGUGGGUGUAUGGAGUUCAAUGGGGAUUCAGAGCGACAGGCAAGCAGGUACUUUUGUCAGCGUCUUCUGACAAGACCAUGGUACUUUGGUCAGAGGAUGAAGAUAGUGGGCUUUGGCUGGAAGACGUACGGAUUGGAGAUAUCGGGGGAAAUCAAGUUGGGUUUUUCGGUUGCAUGAUGUCGCCAGAUGCUCAGAAAAUCAUUGGUCAUUCACGACACGGUGCAUUCCAAGUGUGGACUUGCCUUGAUCAGGAGGCGCAAGCAUGGAAACCGAGCGUUGGCUUUGGUGGCCACUUCGGCAAAGUGGAAGAUCUCGCGUGGGAACCGAAGCACGGUUCUUAUUUACUGUCAACUGGCACCGACCAAACGACAAGGUUAUUUUCUGUCUGGAGACGGACAGGAAUGAAUGGAAAUGAUGUCGAGUCCUGGCAUGAAUUGGGACGACCUCAAGUGCAUGGUCACGACCUGAGCUGCAUAUCGUGUGUGACGGAUACUUGCUUUGUUUCUGGAUCUGAAGAAAAGGUUGUUCGAGCUUUUCGCGCUCCCAAAGAUGUGCUGGAAACCUUAUCCAAGUUGACGAAGGACGGACAUUUUCUUGAAUCGGUGACCGCGGGAAUUUCUCUACCUGUCGGUGCAUCAAUGCCGGCGUUGGGAUUGUCGAACAAAGCCGUUUUCGCUUCCGAAGCAGAGAAACGGCAUACUACGAAGAACGAAGAGGGAUUUGAGAGUCCGUUCAAACAUGUUGAUUUAGAAGCUCCGCCGACAGAAGAUUUGCUUCUGCAGAAUUGCUUGUGGCCCGAGGAGCACAAAUUGUAUGCACAUCCUUACGAAAUAUUCGCGCUUUCUGCUGCACCGGAUGGAACUCGAGUGGCAUCUGCCUGCAAGGCCUCACAACCAGAACAUUCUCGAAUCGCGAUUUGGGACACCAAGUCAUGGACUGUGAAACAAUGGCUUUCCGGUCACACGCUUACAAUUACCCAGCUUUUGUUUUCACCUGAUGGUCUGUCCCUGUUGUCGGUGUCAAGAGAUCGAUCUUGGUGCUUGUUUUCUUCAAUUGGAUGUAAUGAUCUCAAACUAACCGCGAAGAUGACCAACAAACCAAAAGUAGUACAUUCUAGAAUUAUCUGGGCUUGUGAUUGGACUCCCGAUUCGAAGUAUUUUGUUACGGUGUCGAGGGAUAAACGAGCCGUCGUAUGGAAACGACCUGAAUUCAGAGAGGAAAUCCAAGAUAACUCUGAUCCGGAGAGGGCCUCUUCGGUUUUACAGUUGAAGGAAUCAAUCAACAGUGUCGCAGUCGCCCCGAGGAAGUUUUCUGAUGAUGCUUACGUUUUGGCGUUCGGGUUGGAAACAGGCGAAAUUCUCUUCUACUCUUGGACAAAUGAAUCGUCUGGUGAUAUUGAUUGGUCUCACCUAUAUACAUUAGAUCAAGGACAAGCGCACUGUGACCUGGUCAAACGACUGUGCUGGAAACCUGAACCUCCAGAGCAGGAUUCCUUAGGCGGUCCGUUAUUGCUGGCGUCUUGCAGCCACGACAUGAUGGUCAGAAUUCACCAUGUCCGCUUUCCACUUCAGCGAUGAAACGAAAAUUUUGCACACGACAUGCACUGUUGAUCGGUAUUCAUGGCUAACCUGGAUAUUUGUUGCCAACUCUCCGUGUUUUGCCUACGCCGUUCAUGUGUUCCUUGGCAACGGAGUUAUUCCGUGGCCGAAGUCUGUUCGAAAGGUUGCUUAGCGGCUUACCGCUGCUUAGACAUCGCUGCGAGCUCCUAGUUAUUGUGACGUGUUUCAGUCAUACAGGGAUGUCGCAAUUAAAAGACUCAUCGUUGGAA
Notodromas monacha is the source of this 4510-nucleotide messenger RNA. The record is from the annotation of a GenBank genome assembly. Lineage: Eukaryota; Metazoa; Arthropoda; Ostracoda; Podocopida; Cyprididae.